This is a messenger RNA of Peronospora matthiolae, 2670 nucleotides long. The record is from the annotation of a GenBank genome assembly. NCBI's taxonomy places the organism in Eukaryota, Oomycota, Peronosporomycetes, Peronosporales, Peronosporaceae.
AUGGCUAGCAAACUGAACGCUUUCUUGGCUGCGGUGCCCGCUAAUGCAAGCGCAUCCAAGUCAUCGCCACCGGCUCUGUCUGCACCACAGUCAGAGCCCCGAGCGACGCCCGAACCCAUCAAGGCGCCAUUGAAUGUACCGCAGACGCAUCACUGCUUCUCGCCGUUGCAGCGUUGCCAGCAGGACUCGGAUUUCUCGAACAGCUGUGACACGGCACAAGACCAACCCGAGGAUGACCGGGUUAUCGCACGGCCGUCGCUACUUAAGAGUUUCAUGGCUACUCAAGCUGCUGCAGCAAAACUGAAGGCGCACAAGGACGAGAUGGCGCCGAACCUCAUGCACUCAAGUAGCUGCACGGAACUAGACGCUCAAUCUGAGGCUGGACCGAUGCGCUUGACCACCGUACAAGGCCCACAUUAUCGUCGUGUCUCGACCGAUACGACGCUGUUUAAUCGCUAUUUGCGUCAACAAGCAGACCGUGAUAUUGGUCAAGAGACAGUGCAACACUUUGCCAAUGUGCCAAUUGUAACUGCUGCUGCAGUAAGGGAAGACAACGUGGACAGCGAGACGAGCGAGGAUUGUAGUGAUGACGCAGAGCACGUUGAGCAAGUGCUGGAUCCACAAGAGAUUUUGGCUCGGUUUCGCGUUGGAGGGACCAUUCCGGUGUCCAGCGCACUGGAGAUUAUACGACGGGCGACGAGUCUCAUGUCGCUCGAGCAGAAUGUCAUAUCGAUCCGUGCGCCGUACACGCUCGUGGGCGAUCUCCAUGGUCAGUUUCAAGAUAUGUUGGAGCUUUUUCGUGUCCACGGCUUUCCUGCGGUCGACAAUCCGUUUUUGUUUCUUGGUGAUUAUGUGGAUCGCGGUGUUUCUUCGUGCGAGAUUAUUCUAUUGUUAUUGGCAUUCAAGGUUGAUGUCCCAGAAAGUGUUCAUUUGCUGCGGGGCAAUCACGAAUGUCGAAGUUUGAGUACGUUUUACGGUUUCCGCGCAGAAUGCCUUCAAAAGUACGGCCCUGCGGUGUAUAACCGCAUGAUCAAAUGCUUUGAGAGCAUGCCACUAGCAGCGCGACUAGAGACCGUUCACGGCACGUUCCUUGCUGUGCAUGGCGGAUUGUCACCGGACAUUACGUUUGUCGAGGAUAUCAACGCCCGAGUGAACCGCUUUAUGGAGCCAGAGCCGAAGGGAGUUUUGUGUGAUUUGCUCUGGUCAGAUCCAGCAAGGGGCGAAGCACAAGAGUAUGAGUGGGCGCCUAAUAGCAUACGCGGCUGUUCCUUUACAUUUAACGAGCACGCAUGCCACGAGUUUCUGAAACGAAACAAUCUCCUUGCUAUCAUCCGGGCACACGAGCUCGAAGAGGAUGGCUACAAAGAGCAUUUUCGCCAUGAAGCGGAUCAUCCAGAAGAUGACACUGGUGGGGAACUAGUGUUGCCCGCCGUUGUGACUGUGUUUUCAGCUCCAGAAUAUUGUAACACAAAUCACAACGUCGGUGCGACUCUAAAGAUUCCAUGGGAAAAGCAGAAUGACCGUUUGCUGCAGUAUCAGCAGCACAAGCGUAGUCGAUAUCCCGAGUUCAAUUACGCUCGUCCAAGCGAAGACAAAGCAGUUAAGGCAUUGCUGAAAGAGCAUUUGCCGUUCUUGCCGAUCGACUUUUACGAUUUGGUAAAUGUGUGCCGGCAAUUACGAUUCACACUUGAUCGGGCCGCCAACAUGUCGUCGUCGUCGCGUUCGUCUGCGAUCAAACCGCUACGAAAAAAAAUGUCGUUCGUGUCCUCGCUAUGUGCGCCAUCCACAACCCUCGAAACGACGAUCCGGGAAGAUGUCGAGCUUCCCAUGUCACCACCUUAUUAUGCUCCCGUGAGUGAUCUGGAGAUUGAGCACAACGCUACCGGCACUUCUGGCGAUUUGUUGCAGGAUUGGGAAAUCGUCGGGGAACCAAAAAGUGUUGAGCCUGCUGGUAUCAUAAAUCUGACGAAGUAUUUAAAAAAUGAGAAGACGGAUAACAAAUUGAAGAGCAAGCUUGAGAAGAAGCACAAGCAGCAUAAGGAUAAGAAGAGCUGGGACACAAACCGAAUCGUGAGCGGGUGGAAGUUUUCUCCUGCUUUCGUGCGCUUCUACGAUCGAUAUUUUGCCCGAGAUAGCGUGAAAAAGUGUGACCCGGAUGUCUCUUCCGCUCCUAGUCAUCCAGGCAAAAGAGUCCCGGGGACAUACAGGUCACCCUCAAGUCGCUCGACUUCCACGGGCGAGGUCGCACUCGGCUUUGAAGCUAAUGACACUGUCGUGGAAACUACCGGUCCUAGUCGACGAAAAAGUAUGACGGAUUGGAUGCCUAUGCCGUCCUUCGAGCAGGUGGCGCGUCUCACUAACACCCUUCAGGGUCACAUCACUAUUGAAGGAAGUGGCGUCAACGUGUUUACAAAGUCACAAUGGCAAGCCUUGAAGUUAUGGUUUUCGAUCUUGGACCUUGAUGGUAAAGGUGUGCUUGUGGAAGAAAGCUUUGUCGUUCUUCUCGCCGAGCAAGAUGCCGAUGCUUACGCAACCGAAGAUGAGUUGAGUCUUUUGAUGGAAGUCAUGGAUUGUAACGCAGAUUCCAGAGUUACUGAGCAAGACUUUUUACUCUUCGCAUACCGCGCUUUGCUGCAAUGGAAGAAGGCUAUGCAUGGUUCUGGUAAGUAG